Messenger RNA from Lagopus leucura (white-tailed ptarmigan), 573 nucleotides. RefSeq names its product stress induced phosphoprotein 1 (gene STIP1). The annotation marks the transcript as partial. The record is from RefSeq and is a predicted model, not a curated record. NCBI's taxonomy places the organism in Eukaryota, Metazoa, Chordata, Aves, Galliformes, Phasianidae. Gene Ontology annotation, molecular function: Hsp90 protein binding. The transcript is spliced from 5 exons.
GCGCAGCGGGAGAAGGAGCUGGGCAACGAGGCCUACAAGAAGAAGGACUUCACCACCGCCCUGGCGCACUACGACCGCGCCGAGGAGCUGGACCCCACCAACAUGACCUACAUCACCAACCAGGCCGCCGUCUACUUCGAGAAGGGCGACUACAACCGCUGCCGCGAGCUGUGCGAAAAAGCCAUCGAGGUGGGCCGGGAGAACAGGGAGGACUACAGGCAGAUUGCCAAAGCGUACGCCCGCAUCGGCAACUCGUACUUCAAGGAGGAGCGCUACAAGGACGCCGUGCACUUCUACAACAAGUCCUUGGCCGAGCACCGCACGCCCGACGUGCUCAAGAAGUGCCAGCAGGCGGAGAAGAUCCUCAAGGAGCAGGAGCGGCUGGCGUACAUCGACCCCGACCUGGCGCUGGAGGAGAAGAACAAAGGCAAUGAGUGCUUCCAAAAAGGGGAUUACCCCCGUGCCAUGAAGCAUUACACCGAGGCCAUCCGGCGCAACCCGCACGAUGCCAAGCUGUACAGCAACCGUGCUGCCUGCUACACCAAGCUGCUGGAGUUCCCACUGGCGCUGAAG